AUGAACCUCCGGUUGCUUUCCUACGCGGCUCUCCUCCUCGGGAGUCGCGCAUCUGCCGAUCACGCGGAGCAACGCCCCCUUCGGAGCGACGACCAAUCGCGCGAAGGGCACCACCACCCCCGCGUCGUCUCGCCGGACCUGGACGCGUACAUCGAGGGCAUCAUGCGGGAGUGGCACGCUCCCGGCUUGGCGGUGGCCAUUGUUGACGGUGACAAGACGUGGGCAAAGGGCUACGGCUACGCCGUCCUCAACAACUCCACCCCCGUCACGCCGCACACCCUCUUCUACACUGGCAGCACCACCAAGUCCUUCACCGCCGCCGCCCUCUCCCUCCUCGUCGACGACGCCGCCACCGCCGCCGCCGCCGCCAACAACUCGUCCCUGUACGCCGGCCUCACCUGGCAGACCCCCGUCUCCAGCAUCCUGCGCGACGACUUCGUCCUCAGCGACGACUGGGCCACGGCCCACGUCACCGUCGAGGACGCCCUGAGCCACCGGACGGGAUACCCGCGGCACGACCUCGCCUCGGCCCGGACCGCCCGCGACACCGUCCGCCUGCUCCGCCACCUGCCCCUCGCCGCCGAGCCGCGCACGCGCUUCCUCUACAGCAACAAGAUGUACGCCGCCGCCGGCUACCUGGUCGAGGUCCUCACGGGCACCCGCCUCGGCGCCUUCCUCCGCGACCGCCUCUGGGCGCCCAUGGGCAUGGACGAGACGUACUUCUCCCUCGCCGAGGCCCGGCGCAGCGGCCUCGUCCUCGCGUCCGAGUACUACUACGACCCCGUCCGCGGGAGGCACGUCGAGCUGCCGCACGAGCCGUCGUCGGGCGAGGAGGGCGCGGGCUCCGUCGUCUCGACCGUGCUGGACUACGCAAAGUACCUGCGCGUCAUGGUCGACGAGGCGGCGCCGCUGUCCGCGGCCGGUCACCGCGAGCUCAAGACGCCGCGGAGCUUCGUCGUCACGUCGUCCAAGCCGCCGUACACGGGGCCCAUGACGUACGCCUUCGGCUGGAACACGGCCGUCUUCGAGGGCGAGCAGGUCUACUUCCACACGGGGGCCGUCACCAUGUUCAUCGCCGCCAUGAUGAUGAUCCCCUCCAAGAAGGUCGCCGUCGCCGUCUUCACCAACUCGGACAACAGGGUCCCCCACGUCGUGGCGCACCACGUCCUGUGGGAGCACCUGGGGGUGCCGAAGCACAAGCGGUUCGAUCUCAACAAGCAACUCAAGUCCGAGAUCGCAGACCAGCUCGAGUACCUCCAAAACUGCGCCAAGAGCAUUUACCCGUCCCUCCCGGACCCCCCUUACCUCCCCACGCUGCCCAUCGCGGACCACAUCGGCUCCUUCUUCGACCCGGGCUACGGCACCCUCACGGUCGACCUCCACUGCGCUGCCGACGACGACGACAACGACGACUCCAAGGCGUGCGGGCUCCGGGUCCUCGGCGUGGGCGGGGAGGGGUUUGCGUACCUGCAGCCCACCGUUUACCUCGAGCCCAUGUCCGGCAACUACUGGCUCGGCCGGGGGUACGUCGGCGGCGAUGUUGCAAAAGAAGUCGGGGUCCCGUCCUUCUGCAUGCCCGUCGAGUUCCGCGUCGACGUCCACGGGACCGUCACGCACCUGGGCAUCGGGGUCCGGCUGGAAGGGGACGACGGGCCGCUGACGUGGUUUGAGCGUGUCUGA
Molecule: messenger RNA, 1680 nt
Organism: Colletotrichum higginsianum IMI 349063
Lineage: Eukaryota; Fungi; Ascomycota; Sordariomycetes; Glomerellales; Glomerellaceae
Product: penicillin-binding protein
Exons: 3
Coding region: 1-1680 (559 amino acids)
Source: RefSeq, a predicted model, not a curated record